Naumovozyma dairenensis CBS 421 is the source of this 1275-nucleotide messenger RNA. It is a transcript of the gene IDP1, whose product is annotated as isocitrate dehydrogenase (NADP(+)) IDP1. The transcript has a single exon. Gene Ontology annotation, biological process: isocitrate metabolic process. Gene Ontology annotation, molecular function: isocitrate dehydrogenase (NADP+) activity; magnesium ion binding; NAD binding. Gene Ontology annotation, cellular component: mitochondrion. NCBI's taxonomy places the organism in Eukaryota, Fungi, Ascomycota, Saccharomycetes, Saccharomycetales, Saccharomycetaceae. Bases 1 to 1275 code for a protein of 424 amino acids. The record is from RefSeq and is a predicted model, not a curated record.
AUGCUAUCAAGAAGAUUCCUCUCUUCCACUGCCACAGCGGCAAAAAACUUCAACAAGAUCAAAGUAUCCACCCCAGUGGUGGAACUAGACGGUGAUGAAAUGACCCGUAUCAUAUGGGAUCAAAUCAAAACAAAAUUAAUUAAACCAUAUUUGGACAUUGACUUAAAAUAUUACGAUCUAUCAAUCCAAUCUCGUGACGCUACAAAGGAUCAAAUAACCAUCGACGCAGCAAACGCUAUAAAGAAAUACGGUGUUGGGAUCAAAUGUGCAACAAUUACUCCAGACGAGGCUCGUGUUAAAGAAUUUAACUUGACCAAAAUGUGGAAAUCACCAAAUGGUACCAUAAGAAAUAUCCUUGGUGGCACUGUCUUUAGAGAACCGAUCGUGAUACCAAGAAUACCAAGAUUAAUCCCAGGUUGGGAAAAACCAAUCAUCAUUGGUAGACAUGCUCACGCAGAUCAAUAUAAAGCUACUGAUACUUUGAUCCCCGGUCCAGGCAAAUUACAAUUGAACUUCAUCCCUUCAAAUGCCCAGGAAAAUUCACCAAUCACAUUAGAUGUAUACGAUUAUAAAGGAAGCGGUGUAGCAUUGGCAAUGUAUAACACAGAUGAAUCCAUUGAAGGAUUCGCUCAUUCAUCAUUCAAAUUAGCCAUAGACAAAAAAUUAAAUCUUUUCUUAUCCACUAAGAAUACUAUCUUGAAAAAAUAUGAUGGUCGUUUCAAAGAUAUCUUCCAAUCCAUAUACGAAACCCAUUACAAAGCAAAAUUUCAACAAUUGAAUAUUAACUAUGAACAUCGUUUGAUCGAUGAUAUGGUAGCUCAAAUGAUUAAAUCAAAAGGUGGAUUCAUCAUGGCUUUAAAGAAUUAUGAUGGUGAUGUACAAUCAGAUAUCGUCGCUCAAGGGUUCGGAUCUCUUGGGUUGAUGACUUCUAUCUUAGUGACUCCUGAUGGGAAAACUUUCGAAAGUGAAGCUGCUCAUGGGACGGUCACUAGACAUUUUAGAAAAUUCCAAAAGGGUGAAGAAACUUCUACAAAUUCUAUAGCUUCCAUAUUCGCUUGGUCAAGAGGUCUUUUGAAAAGAGGAGAAUUGGAUAAGAAUGAUCAAUUGUGUAAGUUUGCUAAUUUGUUGGAAGCUGCUACGUUAAAUACUGUACAACAAGAUGGUAUUAUGACUAAGGAUUUGGCUUUGGCUUCUGGUUCCCAAUACGUUAAUACUGAUGGUUUCUUAAACGCUGUAGAGAAAAGAUUGAAACUGGAAUUAGAAUCCAUUGAUUAA